Molecule: messenger RNA, 2145 nt
Organism: Spizellomyces punctatus DAOM BR117
Lineage: Eukaryota; Fungi; Chytridiomycota; Chytridiomycetes; Spizellomycetales; Spizellomycetaceae
Exons: 7
Coding region: 1-2145 (714 amino acids)
Biological process (GO): mitotic spindle midzone assembly; microtubule cytoskeleton organization
Cellular component (GO): mitotic spindle midzone; cytoplasm; spindle
Molecular function (GO): microtubule binding
Source: RefSeq, a predicted model, not a curated record
AUGCUGACAUCUGCAGAUAGUUCUCCACCAGUUCGAACCGUCUCGCAAGUCGCAAAACGAGUUCUGUCUUCUCCUAGCUUCUCGCAAAGCUCGCGGGGUGCGACCCGCUUCUAUUCUCCCCCUCGGGCAUCUGCCAAACAAGAGACACCUCACAAACGCGCGCCGAAUGCUUCGCCGAUCAGAAAUAGUGAUAGUACAGCCAGCUUCGUGCAUAGCUUUAGCUUUGAGUCCUUGAACGACGUCAAAGCAAAACUCGUUCGGAUAGAGGAGCUCUGGCAAGAGGCAUUGUACGAGGAUAGUGGAUAUACUCCUGUUGUGCUUGAUGGAAAGGAAGGCAGUGAAGCCGGCAUGGCGGCGCCCCUGAGUAUGCUCGGUAAUGGACCGUCUGGCUGGGCGGAACGCGAGCGGUCGUUCCAGUGCUUGAAGGAAAUUAUUGAAGCAAUGAUUUCGGACGAGAUGAGACGGCGCGAGGAAGUAAUACUCCAGAUUGAGAGACUUUCGAGUGAGAUACGCUCGUACUGUGAUACCACAGGGGAGAGCCUUGAUCAGUAUAUUGGAGAUUCUCAUGCACCAAUAACCUCUAUCUAUCUACAACGCGGAGAACUAGCACAAAAGCAUAAUAGUUUACGUCAGCUUAUAUCACAACGCCAGGAAGAACACAAAAUGAUUUGGAACCAAUGCGUCGCUCUUCGCGAAGAAUUGGAAGAUUUUGAAGAGGAUGAAGAUAAUAUGCCAAGUUCGGAAUUGACGCUGAGUAGUCUUGAGAAAGCACGCCGUAUACUGAAGGAACUUGAAACUGAGAAAGUGUUACGCAUAGACGCUCUCAGCCGAUCAGCAGCGCAACUAUUAUGUCUCUCUUGUGAACUUUCCCAGUCGGUACCGGAGCCAUUUCGAUCACCCUUAGACAACUUGUGCGACGGCGUUUCAAUUGCCAUUCUUUCGCCCGAGCAUAUUCGAUCUGCAUUAGUGUCGAAAGGCAUCCGGCCACCCUUGAGUUUGUCGCGCAAAUUUAUUUGCGAGCUCAAGGAUGCUAGUGAGCGCGUUCGAGUUGAACAUGAGCUGUUGAUGAAAAAAGUCGACAACUUGAUUCGAGAAAUCGAGCUCUUCUGGGAUCAACUGGAUAUCCCGAAAAGCCACAGGAAAGCCCUUCGGAGAAGCAUAGAAUGUAUCGAUGAGUACACGGCGAUAUCUGAUGAUUUGCGUGUAAAAUGGAAGCAAAACAUGGAGGAGAAAGUUGACAGUUUGCUCAAGCGGGCUGAGACACUCUGGCAGCAAUGUCAUGUUCCGCAUGAUGAACGCAGACGAUUUAUGGAUAACAUUAAAGACAAUCCUUAUUCGCCAUUGACUGUCGAGAUUCUAUGUCAGGAAAUUGAAAUCUUAGAGAAGCGCUAUGAAGUGCACCGGUCCUUGUUCAAGAUGGUGGAGGAUCGAGUGGCGUUUAUCCAGAAGAUGAUUGAUUUUGAGAAAACUGCGUCCGAUCCCAAAAGGCUAUUUCGACCGUCGUUCCGUCUUGUGGAAGAGGAGAAGUUCCGCAAGACAUGCUAUCCUACACUAUUAAAAAUGGAGGAUGCGCUGAGAAAGGGUGUACAGGCGAUGGAAGCAGAAACGGGACAGCCAUUCAUUUGUAAUGGCACCCGAUUCUUAGAUUCCAUGUCGCGCGAGAUUUCAGAGCGAUUUGUUAAUGCAUCUGUUUUCGUCCUUGAUCACGGUUCUACUUCUUCAGGAAUCACGGGGACCGGGGGCGAGAUCGCAGGCUCGAACACUCGCUUAGUUUCAUCUCCCAGGUUCCGGCGUACGUCACAAUCGAAUCCUCAUUUAGUGUCAUCGGGAAGCAGCAAAACCAUGUCCAGCGUGUCGCGAUCCCGUCCUCAUACUCCACCGUCUAGCCUCCGUAAAAGUAGUUCCGGCAAUGAUUUAGCGGCGUCCGCAUCGAAGCACGAAUCGAGGGCCAGCAGUCCUACACCAUCGCGAAACGGCGGUGCCGUGGGAACAUCCGGCAGAAGCUGGGGAAAGCGCGAUAGAGUUUCAGGACAAGUGGAGGAGUCAACUCAGCGACCACCACUCGCCACAGCACCCAAGAAUGCUACUGCGAAGGUGAGCCCUGGGGUUGUGCCGAAUGGUGAAGCUCGACACACCCAGAAAUGA